AUGAGCGCAAAGGCCACAACACCAAAAGCUAGACAAGAAAUGCAACUUUCUUCUCUUGCAUUGGCACUAUUGUGCACCGGACACACUUUGGCACAUGGGAAACCGGCUCCAAAACCGGCCGAUCUCACGUGGGAGCAGUGGCACAUGAAGGAAGAACACGAGAUGGACGAGUUUGAUCCGCUGUCGUUUUUCCUUCUCCACGACUUGGAAAACAAAGGCUACUGGACCGAGACGGACAUUUUGUACGUUUACGGCUUGACCCGUGACUCUGUCGUUGGAGACGGAAGCGGGAUGGGCGAGCACGACCACAACGAACAGAUUUCCAAAGAAGACAAGGAUAAGGUGGUGCGGACAGUGUUGAAGAUGGUCGACUCUGACCAUGAUGGGCAGGUGUCCAGAGAGGAGUGGAUGGACUUCUCCAAGAGCAACCAGUUGCCAGAUUUCGGUUUCGGCCCCGGCCACCACAUGGACUUCGAAGCCGAAUACGAAAACCACCACUGGAACAAGUACCACCGGGACCAAGACCCAGACGUGCACGUGAAACACAAGGAGGACAUUGAGCACGAGCUUUUGCAUCACUUGCAUGAGAUUGACGAAACGCACGAUAAGGACGCCAAUGCCAGAAAGCUUUCCAAGAACUUUGCUAGUCCUGUGCAUGUGGCCAACGUUCCUCAAAAGUACUUGGCCAAGUAG
Messenger RNA from Clavispora lusitaniae ATCC 42720, 693 nucleotides. RefSeq lists its product as uncharacterized. Gene Ontology annotation, molecular function: calcium ion binding. Lineage: Eukaryota; Fungi; Ascomycota; Pichiomycetes; Serinales; Metschnikowiaceae. Gene Ontology annotation, cellular component: extracellular exosome; endoplasmic reticulum-Golgi intermediate compartment. The record is from RefSeq and is a predicted model, not a curated record.